This is a messenger RNA of Uranotaenia lowii, 1851 nucleotides long. It is a transcript of the gene Mul1, whose product is annotated as mitochondrial E3 ubiquitin protein ligase 1. Lineage: Eukaryota; Metazoa; Arthropoda; Insecta; Diptera; Culicidae. Gene Ontology annotation, molecular function: ubiquitin-protein transferase activity. The transcript has 3 exons. Gene Ontology annotation, biological process: organelle organization; protein ubiquitination. The record is from RefSeq and is a predicted model, not a curated record. Bases 120 to 1133 code for a protein of 337 amino acids.
GUCUCGAAAUCCAAUUCAUAUGCAUAAGCAUAAUAGUAAUCUUGUGCUGUGCAAUCGCGAGUGAUUCUUCCCUCAUUAAUUUGGGCUGAAGAUUCAGUUUUCAUUUUUUCGGUCGAUUGAUGGACUUCAUUCAAGAUGUUGUUGUCCUUGGAGUGGAUGUUUUGCUGUUGGGCGUGUGCUACUGGGAGUACUAUAGGUUUAAAAAAAUAGCUUCCGCUUUGAAGGAAGCUCCUCAAAUAUCAGUGGACGAAAAUCUCAAUGAUCGACUUAGAAAAAAUGAUGGUAAAAUUAAGUAUGCUGUCAUUCGAGGGACGGUUACUCCGAUUGGACAACCGUUGAAUUGUGUGAUGUCUCCGACAGUGACCGGUGUUUUGCAGGUGAUGAAACUCAAUGAGCAUUGUGUGGCUCGUGGAUUUUACGGUUUUUGGGCAGAGCAACGUAAAACUAUACACGUUUCGUGCAAUGAGGUGCCAUUCAAAUUGGUGAAUGGAAAAUUUGGCGUUGAGAUUAUUGACGGUUUGUCAUCCGAAUUCUUGGAUUUGGAUACGGUUUAUGACAACUACGAACCAAGCAGCUUAUCGAUGUUUGAUCACAUAUUUGGAUUUUUUUCUGGCGUCCGUCAAAAGGGUUUACAAACAACGGAGGAAGUGCUACGGGAUGGAAGUUUCAUAACGGCGGUUGGUGAGCUUGAACUAGAUGGCGACAAUGUACGAUUGCAACCCUCCUCGGUUGCUCCGAUGUUUCUGACAACUGCCACCAAAAAUACUUUACUAAAAAGAUACGGAGAAGCUAAAUCCUCUAUGUUAUUUAAAGUAAUCGUCUGUGGAACGGUAGCUGCAGUUUUGAUUGGCGUUAUCACUAGGAAAAUCUACAAACGUAAAAAGGCUGAAUGGGAUGCGAAAAAAUUACGAGAUAAGCUAGACAAAUCUCGAGCCCAAAGACGAGCUCUGGGUAGACAACCAGUAGUUAGUGAUGAACAACGAUGUGUGGUUUGUGUGGAUAAUCCAAAGGAAGUUAUUUGUCUACCUUGCGGUCAUGUCUGCUUAUGUGAAAACUGUGCUGAAAAGAUAAAAGUCAACUGCCCUGUUUGUCGAGCGAAAAUUGAAACAAAAGCAGCUGCAUUUAUUACUUAAAUGUUAAUGCUUCAAGUAUUUAAAAUUGAUAGUUAUUUUAACGAUCACAACUGUUACCUAAUGUAAACAAAUUUGGAAACAAUUGAACGCAAACAUUGAAUUAAAAAGGAAAUGCGUGUAUCCUGAAUAGAGAAAAUUCCUGAAAUUGAUCACCCGGUCAUAAUUUCAUUGUACUUCCGUUGAUCUUCCACCAUUUUCAAAAAGACGCGAUAUUUACGUUCAUGAUAAUCUCGGUUCAUUUCACUUGGGUCAGGUUUCACCACUUCGGCCGUUCCACCCAUUGCUAGAGCUGCUGACUAUAAAAUAGAUGUUCAGUCUAAAAACAUUUCUUGGAAUAUGGUUUACGGACACUUUACCUGUAAAUUUGGGUAAAUACCGGCAGCACAUGCUCCCAUCAUGGCUGAUCCGAGCAAAACUGCCUCGGUUUCAUACGGAAGCAACACAGGGACGGCGCAAAUGUCCGCGUGGGUUUGAACAAAAAGAUUGUUCUUACUCAGACCUCCGCACAGCAGUAUAGAACGGAUCGGUUCCCGUCCAGAUCGGGCCAGAACAUCCAGGAUGUGGCGGGUACCAUACUUGAAGGAAGAAAAAAAAAACCUUUAACAAUAGUACUUUUUUUGAUUCUAAGUAUUACAGUAUCAAAAUGAGAAUACGAUUUGAAAAAAAUGAAUUUUUGACAAUUUAAAAAAAUACUUACAGCCAAAGCUUGCAUUAGGGC